Molecule: messenger RNA, 447 nt
Organism: Diplodia corticola
Lineage: Eukaryota; Fungi; Ascomycota; Dothideomycetes; Botryosphaeriales; Botryosphaeriaceae
Product: fatty acid desaturase
Exons: 3
Coding region: 1-447 (148 amino acids)
Cellular component (GO): mitochondrion
Molecular function (GO): oxidoreductase activity
Source: RefSeq, a predicted model, not a curated record
AUGCUGCCAACACUCAGGAGGACGAGCAUCCUCAGCAAGCUUUUCGGCGAGUUCAAAGCCAAGACCGUUGUCACGCUCUUCCACGAGCCCGCGUCCGCGUCGUCCAUGCGCGUUCUCAACCUGGUUAAGCAGGCCGAGGCCGAGGCCAACACCACCAAGAAAGAUACCGAUGUCGAAGUCACCUUGGACGUCCAGGAAGAACCGCCCACGAGCGACCAGGUGGCGAUACUUCUGGAUUACGUCGGUGCCAAGGACGCGGGCAAGAUCAUUCAGGGUGCGACGGACGAACACGGGGCGCUGAGGAAGUUCAAGGCGAACAAGAGCAGCUUCGUUAAGCCGUUGAUUGUGGAUUGGGGAGGUGGCAAGGUCGUCACUGAUGAUAACGAGUCGAAGAUCCUGCGCCUACUGAAGGACGCGCGCGCCGGAGAACCUAUUCCUGACAAAUAA